This is a messenger RNA of Oncorhynchus tshawytscha (Chinook salmon), 4755 nucleotides long. Its product is annotated as serine/arginine repetitive matrix protein 1. The transcript is spliced from 13 exons. Gene Ontology annotation, molecular function: DNA binding. Lineage: Eukaryota; Metazoa; Chordata; Actinopteri; Salmoniformes; Salmonidae. The coding region runs from base 228 to 4142 and encodes 1304 amino acids. The record is from RefSeq and is a predicted model, not a curated record.
CAAAAGCACAUUUUUGUUUUCAUGAAUUUUUACGAUAUAGCCCGUUGACGAUAGACAAUUUUGACUUUGUGGAUAUGGUAACUAGUGCCAACCCAGAAGGAGUUGCAACAUUUGAAGUAUCAAGAAGAAAGUAUUAAAUCUACCUUGCUGUUUCUAUGUCACAGCUCAAGAUGACAAGCGUUGCCCUCCUGAGGAGUUGAAGCGCUGGAGCUCGCCUGGCCUUGAACAUGAAUUCAUCAGAGGACAGUUCUUCCUUUUCCACUCAGAAGAACUCAAAUUGGACCAACCACCAAACAUCCACUCCACAGCCAGGACUUAGCCCUGCUAGCCCAGUUCAAACACCUGUUUCAACCAACCCUGCUAGCCUGUCUCAAUCACUAAUUUCACCCCAGAAACAGAGGACAGCAGAGAACAGAACCUCUGAUGCAUCACAGCCACACAGUGAACGGCGCAAGAGGGGGAGGCCACCCAAAGACAAGACACCUCAUACUCUCCCAGAACAUCAGAUCCAGUCCCCUUCAGAUUCAGACCCAAGUUCACAGCCACAUGGUGAAUGGCACAAGAGGGGGAGGCCACCCAAAGACAAGACACCUCAUACUGUCCCAGAACAUCAAAUCCAGUCCCCUUCAGAUUCAGACCCAUGUUCACAGCGAGAGGAAGAAACUAAUGCUGUCACAGUGACACAUCCCCUCUCAUCCAACUCACCUGUGCCUGAGGACCGGUGUCAGUCACCUGAUGCCCUAACAGAGGUUGAGACACAGCCCCUGUCACCUAGCCCACCUGUGGGCACCUCUGAACUACCUUCCCCCACCAAGGAUUUACAGAGGGUACAUCGUAACGAAGGGUCCCAUCUCUGUAGUCCAUCUGUAGAACAAGGAGAUACAACCAGCCAUAAUGUCCUAAUUGCUAGAGAUCACACAUAUUCACUGACCAGAGAGCUAGAGGCUGAACCAUUUGUUUCACCCCAGAAACAGAGGACCACAGAGAAAGGAGUCUCUGAUCAGUCACAGCCACACGGUGAACGGCGCAAGAGGGGGAGGCCACCCAAAGACAAGACACCUCAUACUGUCCCAGGACAUCAAAUCCAGUCCCGUUCUGAUUCAGACCCAAGUUCACAGCCACACAGUGAACGGCGCAAGAGGGGGAGGCCACCCAAAGACAAGACACCUCAUACUGUCCCAGGACAUCAAAUCCAGUCCCGUUCUGAUUCAGACCCAAGUUCACAGCCACACAGUGAACGGCGCAAGAGGGGGAGGCCACCCAAAGACAAGACACCUCAUACUGUCCCAGGACAUCAGACCAAUCAGGCCCUAACAGAUACACACGCAUGUUCACAGCCAGAGGACCAAACAGAGGCUGAGACACAGUCCUUGACAUCCAACUCACCUGCGCCUGGCCUUGAGGACAGGUGUCCGGCACCGGUGACAAAGAGGAAGUAUACAAAAAAAUCUGAGACCCCUAAGGUAGACCAGUCGCAGGAGACCGACCAGUCGCAGGAGAGUGAGAAUUUGAGCAAGCGGAAACAUGCAUCUAAAACGUCACAGACCUCCAAGGUAGCUCAAUCACAGGAGACUGUCCAGUCGCAGGAGACUGUGAGGAAGUGGAAACAUACUAAAAAGUCACAGAGCCAUAAAGUAGACCAGUCACAGGAAACUGAGGGGAAUAGGGAAAAGACAUCUGAAAUAUCGCUGAAGCGUAAGCUAGAGUCACAAGUGGAGACUGUAAAAAAGAGAAAAUAUACUAAGAAAUCAAAGAGCCAUAAUGUAGUCUCUGCCAACCACAUCUCACUCCCUGUGCUAUCUGCAGACCUCUCCCCCAGCGUUGUCUCUUCCACACACAACCCUUCUGGUGUCCCAAAGAGAAAACAUAGAAAAAAAACACAGAGCCACAGGGUAGACUCCGAGAUCGUCUCUUCAUUCCCUGUUCUAUCUGCAGAACCCUCUUCUGGCUUAAAGAGGAGCCUCUCUCCUACUCUCAGCCCUCCUGGUGUCUCUUCCUCGACAAGCACACCUAAGAGAGUCAGAGGCAGAACUAAGGGGGUCCAGCAACAGAUCUGUCUUAGCUCCACCCCAGGCCCCAGAUCCAUAGGAACAGCCAACCCCUUCUCUGUCUCUCUGUCUCCCCUGGCCCCCAGCUCUAAGCCAGACAGCCCUCAGAACGCCUCACCUAUCACCUGGAAGCUGUUCCAUCUAGACAAGAUUCCAGAGCCAGACGGAGCUGUACCCAGCAGUAAACCUUGGGGUAAACCCAGAGGUCGACCAAGGAAGGACCCGGCUGGAGUGAAGAAGAGGGCUGUAGUGAAGGGAGUGAAGAAGCCGGCUGUCGUGAAGGGAGUGAAGAAGCCGGCUGUCGUGAAGGGAGUGAAGAAGCCGGCUGUCGUGAAGGGAGUGAAGAAGCCGGCUGUCGUGAAGGGAGUGAAGAAGCCGGCUGUCGUGAAGGGAGUGAAGAAGCCGGCUGUCGUGAAGGGAGUGAAGAAGCCGGCUGUCGUGAAGGGAGUGAAGAAGCCGGCUGUCGUGAAGGGAGUGAAGAAGCCGGCUGUCGUGAAGGGAGUGAAGAAGCCGGCUGUCGUGAAGGGAGUGAAGAAGCCGUCUGUCGUGAAGGGAGUGAAGAAGCCGUCUGUCGUGAAGGGAGUGAAGAAGCCGUCUGUCGUGAAGGGAGUGAAGAAGCCGGCUGUCGUGAAGGGAGUGAAGAAGCCGGCUGUCGUGAAGGGAGUGAAGAAGCCGGCUGUCGUGAAGGGAGUGAAGAAGCCGGCUGUCGUGAAGGUAGUGAAGAAGCCGGCUGUCGUGAAGAGAGUGAAGACUCAGUGUGGUAAGAAGGUGAAGACUGCAGCAGAGGGAGAUUCCCAGACCUGCAGCUCAGAGGAGGGGCCUCCAGCCAAGCACAGACGUAGAAUCAGGAAGGGUCUUACAGCAGAGGGAGUGGAGAGAGUCGGGCUGCAGAGUGACGACAGCACCAGCUCUCAGCCAAUCCAAUGCUCCAGACCACGGUUUGAGCUACUGGAGUUGGACUCACCGGAUGAAGACACAGGAGAUGCCUCCCUGUCCUCAAACCUGUCCAUCGAACUGAGCCUACAGGAAGACCACCUGACAUCACUUCCUCUUGAAGAGGAGGAGGAAGAGCAGGAGGAUGAGGAAGAUCUGCCCAGUUUCUUAAAUAACACAAAGCCGCUGUCCAUAACAGAGGGAAUAUGUGUUUGGUGCAAAUUUAGAAACUAUCCUUUCUGGCCGGCAAUGGUGAAAAGCGUGAACCGGAAGAUGAAGAAAGCCAGCAUUGUGUUUAUUGACAACCUGCUGUUUGACAAGAAGAGGAUACGAAAAGGCUUCUCUGUGGCCUUAAAAACAUUGAAGCCUUUUGACUGUGAAGAGGCUGAUCAGCUUGUGUGUAAAGCCAGAGAGAGUUAUGAUGCUGCCAUCAAAUGGUGCCUGGAGCUGAUCGCCGACUAUAGAAUCCGUAUCGGAUGUGGCUUCACCGGUUCCUUCAUUGAAUACUUUUCAGAUGACAUAAGCUGUCCUGUGAGGAGACGUUAUCCUCAGAGUACCUCUGACCUCAACUUCCCCAGUAAGCUGAUGUUGGAGGAGCAGUUUUUAACCUCUGACCUUGAGGAGGAAGAGGAGGAGGGCAGCGGCCGUCAGGAGGAGGAGAGGAGGAGGAGGAGGAGAAGGAGGAAGCUACUGCCUGACCGCUCCAAGGCAGCACGUAACCGUGCCAAUGAGAAACUGGUGGACUUCAUCGUUAAGCAACGCCGGGUGGAGACGCGCCUUCUAGGCGUGAUUGGCGGGCAGCAACAAUCUAAGUGGUUGCGAUGGUUCCUGGCAGCCAGCCGUUCAGUAGUGGACACCUACCUGGAGGAUGAGGAUCAGCUGGACCAGGUGUAUCAGUACCUGAGGGGGGUGUAUGAUAACGCCCCCCUCACCGCCCCCUGCCUGGCUGACGUUGACCGCAUUCGCCUCGUCCUGGACGUCCUCUUACCUGAGGCUAUUAUCUAUGCCAUAGCUGGAGUGGACAAGUUGUCACUGGUGAAGGCAGAGGACAAAUACCUAAAAGGGCCCUGUCUGAGUAAAAGGGAAAGAGAGGAGUUUGAUUGGAUGAUCGAGCAACAGAUGAAGAUGAAAGCAUCGAUCGGUCAGCGUCCUGCGCACUGAACAACACUGCCUACUUGGCUUCCAGCCGUCAGACUUCAGCCGAGAUUAAAUCCGAGGGCGUGCUGUAUAGUGCUUUACCUUCUAAUGUAAUUUCUGAUUGAGACGACAUCUGCAGCGUUUUACCGUGAAUGCGAUCUCCACAAAUGCGGCAACGUUGCAUUUAGUCCCAGAGUUUCCAAAUCACAACAAAGUUGUUGAGCAUCCUGGGACAAAAAGAGCCAUUCAGAACAGUCUCUGAGGACAUUCAACUGCUGUAGUUCAUAGUUCAUACUAGCAGUGGUGUGACUAUGGAUGGGAAACUCAUGGGAGGAGUUACCCUGCGGUCUAGACCAACUACCACAGUAUUUGAUCCAUCAUGGUUGCCCAUUAAGGCUGGAUGACUGUAAAUUCUGUAAAUACUGGUCUAUUUUUAUAUAGAAAAGGAAUGUCUUUCUUUUUCUCUUUUCUUUAAAAAUUGUAAUAUUUUAAUUCCUCUUCCUGUUUGAAUUCCUGUCUAAUUAUGUGGUCAUGUAAGGCUAGCUUGUCGACACCUUCAUCUAUACCUAUUCCUUUGUGACAGGCAUGUAAUAUUCUGAAUGUGAAUCAUGUCAGCUCAAUAAAGCUUCCUCGGUCA